This is a messenger RNA of Lytechinus pictus (painted urchin), 3167 nucleotides long. RefSeq names its product translation initiation factor IF-3, mitochondrial-like. The coding region runs from base 491 to 1447 and encodes 318 amino acids. Gene Ontology annotation, cellular component: mitochondrion. Gene Ontology annotation, molecular function: translation initiation factor activity; ribosome binding. The record is from RefSeq and is a predicted model, not a curated record. NCBI's taxonomy places the organism in Eukaryota, Metazoa, Echinodermata, Echinoidea, Temnopleuroida, Toxopneustidae. The transcript has 4 exons. Gene Ontology annotation, biological process: ribosome disassembly; mitochondrial translational initiation.
GAGUCACACUUGAUAAAAUUCGAGAACAUGUUUAUUCAUUUUUUCUCCAAGAGAUAGAGAAGAAAAAUGUGUCAAAAUGAUACUUUUUUUCUUGGAGCUGGCCAAUUAGCCACCUACACGAGCAUGCUAUAUUAUAUAAUUUUGAAAGAUUUGUGAUAGCGAAUACCUUUUCUCAGACCCAGAUGACGUGAUAUAUGGGAUCAAAAGAUCGUGAGAUUGAAGUUUGUUCAUGCAGCGCAGCUCGAGGUUUGGUCAUUCGAUCUGAUGGGUCUGGACGGCCAUCAGAUCAGACGUACCCGGUAUCGGUACUAGUCACGAGUGACGGAGAAGGCCAGCGUCAGGGAGAGCUGAGAGUUUGAGAUUCUAAUUCUAAAAGGCACAGGACAAGGGAAAGAUUAAAAAAUGAACUUGGCUAUUUCUUAUGGAACGCCUAUCUUUUGAUGGAAAUGAAAUUGUGAUUUUAAUGCAAAUCAGACAGAAUUGAAUCAAGAUGGCAUUGCCAGUUUUUAGCACUGGAAGGCUUCUUACAAAGCCGAAAAUUUUGCCAAACCUUCCUCAGAUAUGGUCUUACAAUACAGCUAAGAUAUUUGGUACAAGUUUCAUAAGCACCCAAGGAAAGAUUAAUCAUAUACAUUUUGCAUCAGAUGCAGGACCCAGAUCUCCCUUCAAAAUCUUUCAUUAUACAGUUCAUAUAAAAACACUUAGAAUUAAUGCUAGAUUUCUGACUACCAGGCAUACAUAUCUGAAUCAGAAAGAAAAGAAUUCAUCAGAUUUAGAUGUUGCUCACAUCCAGAAAGAACUAGAAGUUGCAAACAAACUUUCCAGGAAGCAGAAACGUGCAGCAGCAGACCCAAAGAACUCUAUGAUCAACGUUGGAAGGUUUGUGACUGACAAGAUUCUUGAAUUGAUUGAUGAAAAUGGAACAUCACUUGGAUCAGUCAAUAGGAGUCAAGCAAUUGCCUUAAGUCAAGAGAAGAAACUUAAGUUGGUGUUGUUGAAGCCUAAUGCUAAACCUUGGCCAAUUUACAAGUUGAUGACAGGACAGGAACUUCAUGAGGAACAGGUGAAGCGCAAUGAGAAAGCCAAAAAGAAGACAACUCCUACGCAGUUAAAAGAAAUCAAAGCAUCAUGGAAUAUUGGUCAACAUGACAUCGGAGUGAGACAGCGUCAACUUGAAAACUGGUUUUCUGAUGAGAGUGCUAAUAUACAUGCUAGAGUUACAGUCACAGGUGGCAAAGGAACUGAAACAGUACCUCAGGAGAAACAGAUGACUGUUGUGAAUCAGCUUCUUCAUGGACUUGAAGAUAGACUAACUCUGAAUGGACCCCCUCAGAUGGUUGGCAAGAACAUGAAUAACCUUAGGGUUACAAUACGCACCAUGUCUGCUAAAGAAAAAGCUGCUUAUAAAAAGGGUUUAUCAGAAAAAGUGCCUCAAAGGCCUAAAUAGAUAUAGUAGCCUGAAAUAUAAUUAUAAUUCGGGAAUAUAAAUAAUUUAUUUUUCAUAAGCAUCACUUUCUACAUUAUUUUUGUGAUUGCAAAGUUUGCAAAGCAAAAACUCUUACAAUAUUUCAUUUGAUUUCACAACUUUUUGAAUGUCCAUCAGUUAAAUUGAGAAUUGAUUUCUUGAAUUGAUUUCUUUAAGCAACAACAAAGUAUAGUACUUGGGGAGGAAUAAGAUUAAAAGUUUAUAUUUAAAUAAACAUACAUAAUGAAAGAAUAAAGAAUUUUCUAACUAUGUUUUCAUGAAAGAAUGUGGGGGCAAUAUGAGUAUGGUUGAAAAGAAGAAAACCAUAAUCCUAUGUGUCAUUAAAGGACAAGUCCACCCCAACAAAAAGUUUAUUUGAAACAAAGGAGAAAAAUCCAACAAGCAAAACACUGAAAAUUUCAUCAAAAUCGGAUGUAAAAUAAGAAAGUUAUGACAUUUUAAAGUUUCGCUUAAUUUCACAAAACAGUUAUAUGCACAUCCUGGUCGGUAUGCAAAUUGGCAGACUGAUGACGUCACCCACUCACUAUUUAUUUUGUAUUUUAUUAUAUGAAAUAUUCUAAUUUUCUUCUCGUCAAGUGAAACAAAGUUUUAUUUCUCCCUGAACAUGUGGAAUUACCAUUAUUUGAACAGUUUAUGGUUAAGUUAAGUUGGUCCUUAUUGUCAAAUUUGUAAAAAUUGAAAUAUUGUACUAUUCAAACAAUAAAAAACAAAAGAAAUAGUGAGUGAUGGACAUUCAUCGACUCUCAUUUGCAUAUCGCUGAGUUGUGCAUUUAACUGUUUUGUGAAAAAUAAGUGAAACUUAAAAAAUGUCAUAACUUAUUUUACAACGGUUUUUGAUGAAAUUUGCAACGUUUUGUUUGUUUGAUUUUUCUAUAUUGAUUCAAAUCAACAAUUUUCUGGGGUGGACUUGACCUUUAAAAUACAUGUAGUGCAUCUUUGUGAAGGCUGUAGACGAGACUAAGGAAGCAUUACAUGACAUAGUGAUUUUCAUUGACUAGUUUGUUUUGAAUAUACCAGAUGCAGGCAUUUCAAUUAUAACAAAGUAAGUGUCUUGGUGAAAAACAUUUUUUGUUCAAUGGAUUGGUCUCUCAAGUCUCAAUGGUAUGUGUUACCAAGGCACGACCAGUUAUGUGGACAGUACAGGUAUCACAUUGACAUCUCAUAAUCUUUUGAGAGAGAAAGUUAGGUUUGCACAGGAUAUCACUGAUUAUCGUGUCAUUGAAAUAAAAACAUUAUAGAUAACAUGCAACAAAACUUAUCUUGUAUUACUGGUUUUGUAAAAAUUAGAAUGCAAAGAGUGUCCUUGUAUUUGAAAUGCUUACUUAUUUAAGUUCUUUACAAAAUUUCCAUUUGACGUCAAGAUUCGUUUUCAGUCUAUUUUCACAAAAUCUGAAGAAAACUUGUAACUACAUAUGUCUUCCAAUUCAUUCACUGUUGUAAACAACAGCAAGAUAGUGAAUUUAUAUUCUUUUUAAAACUAGAACUCCUAGAUAAUCUGGACAUUCACAUAUUCAAGAAAUAUUGAAUUGAUUUCAUGAUGUGCUGUACUUUACUUUGGUUAUAAAUGUAUGUUGUAUUAUCCAGGGUAUAAUUAGUAGGCCUACAUAUUUGAAAUAUGAUUCUCAGUACGCAAAAGCAAAUCAUUGUAUUCAUGAAUAUUAAAUUUCGAGUGACAAAUGGA